AUGGUCACUGACGAGACGAUUCCUCAUGCAUCUCAGACAGCGCAGACUCGUCCACUUGAGGUUUCAUUUGGUACUCCAUUCCAUCUGGCAGAUCAUUAUGAGACCAUUCCACCACCUACUGUCACAGUGUCGCCUCCCAUGGUUCCUACUAUUGAGGAUACUCGAUUAGCCGAGCAGGAGGCCAAGGUUGAGAGGCUUGAGUCGAAAGUGAGACAGAUCAGAUUGCAGGACAGAGGUUUGACUUGGGAUGACAGAGAUGGCAUACCGGCAGCUAGCUUGCCCGCCAAGUUUCGCAUGCCAGACAUUGAGCGUUAUAGUGAGAUUGGUUGUCCCAAGAUCCACUUGAGACUAUACAGCACAGUUAUGAGAGCACAUGGGAUAGAUGAUGUACAGUUGGUGGCCCUCUUCCCGAUGUCACUUAGUGGAGCAGCUCAGAGAUGGUUUGCUUCGGUUGAGCCUUCGAGACUUCGCACCUGGGAGGAUGUGGCUCAUGAGUUCUUGACUCAGUUCGCUUUCAGUGCCGAUAUUGAUGUAUCCAAACGAGAGUUGGAGGCCACUAGACAGAGGCCAGAGGAGUCUAUUUCUUCAUUUGUCACUCGUUAG
Vitis riparia (riverbank grape) is the source of this 603-nucleotide messenger RNA. RefSeq lists its product as uncharacterized. Lineage: Eukaryota; Viridiplantae; Streptophyta; Magnoliopsida; Vitales; Vitaceae. The transcript has a single exon. The record is from RefSeq and is a predicted model, not a curated record. Bases 1 to 603 code for a protein of 200 amino acids.